Messenger RNA from Gadus chalcogrammus (walleye pollock), 6570 nucleotides. RefSeq names its product serine/threonine kinase 10 (gene stk10). The transcript is spliced from 20 exons. NCBI's taxonomy places the organism in Eukaryota, Metazoa, Chordata, Actinopteri, Gadiformes, Gadidae. Gene Ontology annotation, molecular function: ATP binding; protein serine/threonine kinase activity. Bases 333 to 3578 code for a protein of 1081 amino acids. Gene Ontology annotation, biological process: protein phosphorylation. The record is from RefSeq and is a predicted model, not a curated record.
GUAGCACCAGUUGCCUUGGCAGCAGUUGAUUGUUGAAUGUGUUUAGAGCGGCAGGUGGCAGCGCGCGCCUUGGAGCAGAUAGUGGGUCUCCUGAUUCAGAGACUCACCUUGAACACCUUUUACCUCCGAUAGUUUGAAAUGGAACGCCUGGUAGAAGAAUAACCACCUCCACACGUUUUAGUUCUCAUUGUAACUUUUCCUCUCAAGACGUGGAAUAAUUGAAGCGUGCAUUCGGUAUUUAAGGAUCUUCACCGCGGCUGCGCGUCGGCGCGCGGGUUCGUUCGUUUGCGAAUUUCUAGGUUUUAGUUCUUUAUCCGCGUUCCUGCGACACCAUGGCGUUCGCCAGGUUCAGUAAGAUCUUACGGCUGCCAACCAUUGAUAUUAAGAAACGGGUUAAACAGUACGAACAUGUUCACCGGGACAUCAACCCCAACGACCUGUGGGAGAUCAUCGGCGAGCUGGGGGACGGAGCCUUCGGGAAGGUGUACAAGGCCAGGAACAAGGAGACACAGGUUCUGGCUGCAGCCAAAGUCAUUGACACCAAAUCGGAGGAAGAGCUGGAGGACUACAUGGUGGAGAUUGACAUCCUGGCUAAAUGUGACCACCACUACAUCGUAAAGCUACUCGAUGCUUUCUACCAUGAAAACAAACUCUGGAUCAUGAUCGAGUUCUGCGCUGGGGGGGCUGUAGACGCCACCAUGCUUGAGCUGGACCGGGGCCUGAUCGAGUCCCAGAUCAAGGUGGUGUGUCGGCAGAUGCUGGAAGCCCUGGUCUAUCUCCACCAGAUCAAGAUCAUCCAUCGGGACCUCAAGGCGGGCAACAUCCUACUGACGAUAGACGGUGACAUCAAGCUAGCUGACUUUGGUGUGUCUGCAAAGAACACCAAAACCUUACAAAGGAGGGAUUCCUUCAUUGGCACACCGUACUGGAUGGCGCCGGAGGUGGUGAUGUGCGAGACGAUGAAGGACGCGCCAUACGACUACAAGGCGGACAUCUGGUCCCUGGGCAUCACCCUGAUCGAGCUGGCCCAGAUCGAGCCCCCGCACCACGAGCUCAACCCAAUGAGGGUCCUGCUGAAGAUAGCCAAGGCCGAGCCCCCCAGCCUGUCCCAUCCGCACAGAUGGUCACCUGAGUUUAGAGACUUUGUGAAGGUCUCCCUGGAUAAGAACCCGGAGAGCAGGCCCACGGCCACGCAGCUGCUAGAGCACCCGUUUGUGCGCUCGGUGGUGUCCAACCGGCCUCUGCGGGAUCUUGUGGCGGAGGCAAAGGCGGAGGUCAUGGAGGAAAUCGAGGACAAUAGAGAGGAAGGAGAGGACGAGGAGUCCUCUGAGCUGCCCCUGGCCGGCGGAAAGGAGCCCUGCCAGACCAGUCAGAUCAGCUCGGACGGGGACCAGUCUCCCACCAGCACCGGGCCAGCCACGCCCAGCACCACCACGCCCAUCCCCUCCCCCAGGAAGGACUACAAGGCGCCGGCCGAGGCGGUGGGUCCUGCGGCCCCCGUGGCCCUCCCACGCCAGACCCUCCUGCGGGACGACCAGGGGGAGCCGGCCGACAAGCUGCCCGACGAGGUGCGCUCGGAGUCGGGCAAGUCGGAGAGCAACGUCUCCACCAAGACGUCCAGCUCCGACUCCGGCAUCGAGGAUGGCAAGUGCACGCCCACGUCGGACGAAGAGAAGGUUGCCGUGGAAACCCCGGAGACGGAGCAACCGCCCCCGCUGGCCCUGCCCAGGUCGAUCGCCGUGGACGUACAAGCCCCCCAGUCACAGGUGGCGAGCGAGGAGGAGGAGCAGAAGAGCGGCAUUCUGGGUAACGGAGUCUCGGGGACAACGGCCGUCAGCGCCGUUGUCGUUGCCCCGGCGACGCCCACCCCGGCGACGCCCACGCCCGCGACGCCCACCCCGGCGACGCCCACUCUGGCGACGCCCACCCCGGUGACGCCCACCCCGGCGACGCCCACCCCUGCGACGCCCACUCUGGCGACGCCCACUCCGGCAACGCCCACCCCGGCGGCGCCCACCCCGGGCCCCCUGGUACCCCGGGAGACGGGCUCUCCGGCCCCGGCCGCCCUGCCCCACGCGGCGCGCAGCAACAGCAAACGGGGGUCCGUGGGGGAGGGCUCGUCCCACCCCAACGGCCGCACCAGCAAGCGCUACUCCGACACCAGCAGCAUGGCCUCGGACAGCAUGGGCCCGGGCAAGGACACCAUCUCGCUGCACCCGUCCGUCGACAAGGAAUCCCGUUUCUCUAGUAAGACGCUGAAGCGCACCCGCAAGUUCAUGGUGGACGGCGUGGAGGUGAGCGUCACCACCUCCAAGGUGAUCCGAGACGACGAGAAGAAGGACGAGGAGAGCCGCUACUUCAGGCGCCAGGAGCUGCGGGAGCUGCGCCUCCUGCAGAAGGAGGAGCACCGGGCCCAGGCCGUGCUCAACACCAAGCUGGAGCUGCAGACUGAGACGAUGACGCGGCGCUUCGACCAGGAGAUGAACGCCAAGAAGAAGCACUUUGACACGGAGCUGGAGAGCCUGGAGAAGCACCAGAAGCAGACCAUCGAGAAGAUGGAGGCGGACCACGCCUACAAGCUGCGUGAGGAGACCAAGCGCAUCCGCAACGAGCAGGACCGCGAGCUCACCCGCUUCCAGGAGAAUCUCAAGCAUAGGAAGAAAGAGAUCAAACAAGCUGUGGACAGGCUUCCCAGGAACCAGCGGAAAGAGUCCCUGAAGCAUUCGAUGAAUGACUUCCAGCAGAAGAAAACGACAGAGGAGCAGACCUUCCUGGCCUCUCAGAAGAACCAACUGGCCACCACUAUGCAGAAAAUCAUCCACCGCAACCGCCAUGAGAUCGCAGCCACGGAGCGCGAGUGCCUGGACAGGAAGCAGCGUCUCAUCAGGGACCGCGAGGCGGCCAUCUGGGACCUGUCUGAGAAGAGCCUCCAUGAGAGACACCAGCUGAUGAAGCAGCAGCUCAAAGACCAGUACUUCCUCCAGAGACACCAGCUGCUCAAGAAGCACGAGAAGGAGCAAGAGCAGAUGCAGUGCUACAACCAGCGCAUCACGGAGCUGCUGAAGUACCGGCAGCAGCAGGAGAAGAACCGGCUGCCCAAGAUCCAGCGGCGCGAGGCCAAGACGCGCAUGACCCUGUUCAAGGGAAGCCUCCGCAUCAACAACACGGGCAGCCAGGCGGAGAACCGGGACAAGGUCAAGCAGUUUGGCGUGCAGGAGGAGAAGCGUCAGAAGGCGGAGCGUCUGCACCAGCAGCAGAAGCAUGAGAACCAGAUGAGGGAGAUGAUUGGUCAGUGUGAGGCUAACAUCAGAGAGCUGCAGCAGCUACAGAACGAGAAGUGCCACCUGCUGAUUGAGAACGAGACCCAGCGGCUGAAGUCUCUGGACGAGCAGCACGGGCAGCAGCUGAGGGACUGGAAGGACCAGCUGAAGCCCCGCAAGAAGCUCCUAGAGGAUGAGCUGGAGCUGAGGAAGAAGGAGCAGGAGCAGUUCUUCAAGAUGGCCGGGGACCCUCCCAACCCUGGCUCCCCCAACAAGCUGUCCAAGUUCCUGCCCUACACGGACUCCUCCACCAUGUGAUCCCACCCCUGCGGGGCCAGAUAGAUAAAUACAUGCACACACACACACACACGCAUGGAUACAUAGAUAACCACACACAUAGAUACAUGCAUAAACACACACACAUCGAUACAUGCUGUCACACCCAUAUUCCCACACACACAAAUGCACACUCACGUGUGAUAGCCCGCUGCUUCCAGCUGCCUUAUCCCCCAUUCAUUUGAAUUAAGAGGGAUUUUUGUUUUGUUGUAGGAGAUAUUUAUGUUUCAAAAUGUUUUCUUCUCUUUUUUGAGCUCUCACUCCCCAGAUGAUUAUGGAGGGGAUACCAUGUGGUCUCAGUGUUUAGACCGCCUACUCUGUCUGCUAUUGCUUUGAUUAACACAAGGCCUACACUUGGUACGCUGGCCGUGUAUUGUCCAUCCCCCACAGGGCAACAUGUUGGGACACUUGUUGGUCAGAAGUAGAUAUAUCUUUAUUUUUAUGUCCAUCGACACCCUGGAAGAGACGUCCCCCUGAAUGAAUUUCUGUUUGGCGUUGUAUUGGAGCAUGAAGCUAAGCAAUCAAUAUAGGUUAUAUUUUUAUAUUCAUACACGCAGUCUCGAAGCUUUCUCCGAUCUGAAUUUGUUCAGAAUACAAAGCCCCCCCUCCAAAGAAAAGAAAGAUCUCCAAAAGGACAUGGCUGCCGUUUUAUUUCUAUAUUUAUUACUACUGGACAUCCUAUCUAAGGAGCAAUUAAAUGUACUUUGUAUUUCUAAUCAACAUGCAGGGUUUGAAGGAUAUCCAUGUUCACUUUUAUCUUUCUUUCGAUUUUUUAUUUAAGAGGACUCUAUAUGCACAAAGUAAAUAUUGCCUGCCGUAAAUCGAGGUAUACUUUAAUAUAUCUUAAACAAUUUUAUUUUUAACAGAUUUAUGAUAUAGGGUGGUAUUUUUUACAAACUAGAGACAGCUAGUAAUAUUUUCUUUCUGCCAUGAGGACUUUCUUUGUAUUUUUACUGUAACAGAAAUGACCCCACACUGGAGAGGAUCUUACCAAAGCCAAGGCAAUGUACUGUUUUCUUUGAAGGACAUAAACAAUGUGAUAUAUUAAAAGUUAAGUUCUAUUGUUUUACCGUUUAUGCCUUUACUAAAUGUGCUGUCCCCUAACCUAAAGUGCAAUAUUUAUAUAUUAUAUUUGCAGCGAUGUCUAUAUUUGGGGACCAGGGUUCCAAUUUCCUUCUUUUUUUAUCGGGGUAUUACAUACGAAAUGCAAUCGAAAGUGUAUGAAAGUGUUUUGCUCUUUUCUGAAUUAACCAGAACUUAAAACAAAUAAAGUUGAAGAUCUUGCUGCUUUUGAAGGAGGACGCUGGGGUCUUUAGAGCACCUGGGCUCGCAGAUUUAAACUUCUUUAAAUCAGGUACAUAUUGAGGUGUCGCCUCUUUUUGCUCCAAAAAUGCGUCAAUUGUAAAUAAAUAAUUUGUCAUGCGUUAACAGCCUAAUCCAUGUCUCCUUUCCACUUACGUUUACACCUCAUGCUUUGGAGAGCGAUUGAAUCUGUUAAUUAGAAGGGAAAACUGUUAACUGAAAUAAAUAAUUAUUUUUAAUUCUUAAAGUUUUUGUAUCAUUUAUACUGAAUACAAUUUAGAGCUAAUAACGCCUAAGUCACACACGUUUAAAGUCACACUAGAGUCAGUAACAACAGGUAAGGUUGGAAAUGUUUAUUGGCUUCAUAUGACAGUAAGAUAAGUCUGAGAAAUACAGGACAUAUAGGCAAACAAAGGGGCCGAAUACAGUACUGAAGGAAUCGUUCAACCGUUCCAAACUUUUUAUCAUUGUAGAUUUGAAAUUAUUGCUUUCCUCCCUUUGAACCUUUUGAAAUACGAAGCUUAACACUGACUAACCAGUAGCUGUACCUUGUGGAAGGCUCACAAACGGGCAUUGGGAUGGACACAAUAGCACUCUGAAAACAAACUGAUAGUGUGUUUCAACACAAAGCAACUAGAGGCAGAACAUCAUUAGUCCAAACUAUAUUGUCUAGUUUUGUCAAAGGCGCUUCAAUGCUAUUAAGCUAAUGUGUUGUAGCAAUCUUUAGCAAUAAACAGCAAAAUAUUUUGAAUAAUCUACCAUGAAGACGAUAUAAGUGCUUUAGUGACUGUCACCAACAAUUGUUAUUAAUUUAUUUUAUUGAUAUUGUCAGGCUUCUCUGGAACGUUCAAUUCUUUUCUUGAAAAGACAACUGCUCUUUUUUUGACCCUUUGUGUUUCUAAAAUUGUUUAUUUAAGAUAACACCCCGUUGAUGAAAAGUAAGAAGUUAAAGACUUUAUUUCUGUACAUUAAAAACUAUUUUUAGUUUACCUACAACACUUGAGACCAGUCAAGCGUUUAUGUAAAAUAUUAUUUGAUGGUUUCAUCUGAACAAGGUUUGGCUCGCAAACGAGAAUAGACUGAAAAAUACUGAAUUGUUUUUACAAGAGCUCAUUGGCAUCCAAUCCUUCCUUUUGUAAACCAGACGGACGAUCUAGAGGAGACGAUUUGGAUGUGUUCUGUAUUUACAGAAAACCUUUUUGGAUUUAUCCGUUUUGAGUGUAAACAAGAACGUAAAGAAAAAACCCACUUGGUAUAUCCCACUUUCUGUAGCAUGUGCAAACUCACUUGAACAAAGGAUUAAAAGUGCACAUAUUUUUAACAAAAUGCCUGCUGAAUUGAUUAUGCAGUCGAAGAAAAACAUGUAAAAAAAAAAAAUUAUAUAUAUAUAAAAGAGAAACAUUUUAUUGGCAGGAAUACUUUUUCUUGACCAAAAAAUAAUUGGAUUCAGGGGGUGGCGAACCCCCAGUGAGCCAGCCCCCCACGCAAACGUUAGACCUCUUGGCCACCCUGGUUCGGUCCCAGCCUGUGAUUAUUUACUACAAUCCCUCAACCUACUUUCCUGUCCAUCUUCUGUCUCCUGUCCAAACGGGCAAAGUAAUGCCCCAGAAUUAUACAUUAUUUUACCGCUUGUGCCCAAAAUGUUUUUUUUACCGAUUGAUUGAAUUUUUUG